AUGCGGUCUAUUUUAGCUUGGGUCCUCUUGGCCCUGUUUGUGUGUGUGAACGCCCGUACAACAUACAAACAGCAACCCGUCACCGCGCAGAUCACCUCACUAACUGACAAGGAUGCAAGAUACAAGGCCAGCGUUCAUCCAGCAUUCGCCAACGCCGGGAGGCAAGCGGGCGUGGAAGUGUGGAGGAUAGUGAACUUCAACCCUGUCGCCGUCUCUCAGAAUGAUGUGGGCAAAUUCAACAAGGGAGAUUCCUAUAUUGUACUCAGAACAACAGCCGACAAAAGAAACAACUUAUCAUGGGACAUCUACUACUGGAUCGGUAGCGAGUCCACACAGGACGAGUCCGGAGCCGCCGCCAUCUUGACUGUGGGUCUGGACGACAAGUUCGGAGGCGCUGCCGUCCAGCACAGGGAGGCCUUGGGCCAUGAGAGCCAACAGUUCCAGUCUUUAUUCCAACCGGCGAUCAGGUACGUGGACGGCGGUGCUGCGUCAGGCUUCAACCAUGUAGUCACCAACCCAGGCGCUGAGAAGCGUCUGUUUCAGAUCAAAGGCAAAAAGAACGUCCGCGUCAGACAGGUGGACCCGCUCAUCUCGUCAAUGAAUAAAGGAGACUGCUUCAUCCUGGACAUAAAUAACGACAUCUUGGUAUACGUGGGUGAAGGCGCCAACAACAAGGAGAGGCUGAAGGCUAUCUCCGUCGCCAACCAGAUCAGAGACCAGGACCACAAUGGAAGGGGACGUGUUGAAAUUAUCGACCAGUACUCCAGUGAAACGGACGUUCAGAAGUUCUUCACCGCAUUAGGAUCUGGCACAAAAGACAUCGUUCCGGAACCAAGCGCCGGUGGUGAUGAUCAGACGUUCGAGAGAAGUGAAGAAGACAAUGUGAAUCUGUCGGAGAUUUCUGACAGCACUGGAUCAUUGGUGGCUACGCCACUGAGGAAGCCCUUUAGACAGGAGCAACUCAAACCCCAAGAAACGUACAUUCUGGACACAGUCAGCGGCAGUAUCUACGUGUGGGUCGGAAAACAGGCUUCACAACGGGAAAAGACUGAAGCGAUGUCAAAGGCGCAGCAGUUGUUGAGCUCCAAAAAUUAUCCGUCGUGGGUUCACGUAACCAAGAUUCCUCAAGGAACUGAGCCAGCUGCAUUCAAACAAUAUUUCGCGACUUGGCGCGAUGCUGGAAUGUCACAUUCAAGACUCGUCAGAUCUGUAGGAGCUUCCAAAUCCUAUAGUACAAUGGAAUCAAAGUUGCCGAAACUGUACAAGGGGGUUGUGACAUCCGGAAACACCAUGAUUUUUGAGGAAAUUCCAGAAUUCAAACAAACCGAUCUAAGACAAAAUGCAAUAUUUGCGCUGGACAUGGGUGACGACUUAUUUGUCUGGAUAGGUGAAGAUGUAACUGAUGAGGAACGUAAAGUAGCCUUCGAUAUAUAUAACCAUGUACAGCCGUUGAAGAGAGGUUAUCCCAACAAAUGGUACGUCGUAAUGACUAAACAGGGACUGGAACCGGAGUCUUUUAAGAAGUCCUUUGGACGCUGGGAACCCGAGCUGCUGAUUAAACUUAGGGACAGUGACGAUGACGAUGAGAAAUUUGAUGCGUUGAAUUUCAAUGAAGUGGAAGAUUAA
Parnassius mnemosyne (clouded apollo) is the source of this 1626-nucleotide messenger RNA. NCBI's taxonomy places the organism in Eukaryota, Metazoa, Arthropoda, Insecta, Lepidoptera, Papilionidae. The record is from the annotation of a GenBank genome assembly.